AUGGAUGCGCAUCACAUCUUUAAGUUGUUAAGUAGAGGAGCAAAGUUUUCUAGGGAGCAUAACUUCAAAAGUAACGAUUCCAGUCGUGUCAAAGUGGAAGUCGAAAGAGUAGUAGUACCAGAUGUACCCCGCAAAAAACAAAAAGACAAUAAUACAAUAACACUAUUGGGCACAUUGAAAACUGAAACAAAGGGUAAAAAACGUAAACAUUCUAACCCCGAAAGCGACGAAAUCAAAAAGAAAAAGUUAAAACAAGAAGAAAUCAACCAUUAUCGAAAUGUGCAUCAUAUUAGUGUUGUUGGUAAACACGUCCCUGAACCAACAAGAUGUUUUGACGAUUUCCCCAUUAAACAAGUUGUAAUUGAAGAUUUGAAAAAUUGUGGAUAUGUGGAACCAACUUCUAUACAAAAGCAAGCAAUUCCAAUAAUGGUGGAGGGUAGAAAUCUGUUGGCAUGUGCUCCUACUGGGUUUGGCAAGACUGCGGCUUUCCUGGUUUCCAUAAUUCAUGAUUUGGAGGGACCAAAAAACAAAGGGUUUCGUGCUCUGAUUUUGUGUCCCACAAGAGAGUUGGCCAAACAAACACAAAGAGAAUGUGUACGUUUGUCAGAAGGAAUAGGUUUUAGGGUCCACAUAAUUAGCAAAAUAAAUAAAGCUAUGACUCAGUAUGGUCCAAGUAGUUCACAAAAAUUUGAUAUCUUGAUUACUACACCAAAUAGAUUAUGUUUUCUUUUGAACCAAGAACCUCCUGCAAUCUCUUUAGCCAAUAUUCAGUGGUUAAUAGUAGAUGAGGCUGAUAAGUUAUUUGAAACUGCAGGAAAUAGAAAUUUUAGGCAUCAGUUAGACCAAAUUCUGCUUUCUUGUACAAAUAAAGAAAAGAAAAUAGCAAUGUUUAGUGCCACAUAUACUCCAAUUGUUGCCAAGUGGUGUGUUCACAACAUGAAAGGUUUAAUUCGACUUACAGUUGGUCAAAGAAAUGCCGCUACUGAUUCAGUUGACCAAGAACUUCUGUUUGUGGGAAAUGAGCAAGGAAAAUUGUUAGCUUUUAGAAAUUUAGUGAGAAAAGGUUUAAGCCCUCCAGUCCUUGUUUUUGUACAAAGUAAAAACAGAGCGGAACAGUUAUUCAAUGAACUUAUUUAUGAUGGGAUUAAUGUAGAUGCAAUUCAUGCUGACAGAACACAGUUCCAGAGGGACAAUACUGUCAGAAGUUUUCGCGAAGGAAAAAUUUGGGUAUUAAUUUGUACAGAACUGAUGGCCCGUGGCAUUGAUUUCAAAGGUAUUAAUCUAGUGAUAAAUUAUGAUUUUCCACCAUCAGCUAUUUCAUAUGUGCACAGAGUGGGCAGAGCAGGACGUGCAGGUAGAAAAGGUAAAGCAAUUACUUUUUUUACGAUUGAAGAUACUAAUAAUUUGCGAAGUAUCGCAUAUGUUCUGAAAAAUUGUCAAAUACCUUCUUACAUUAAAAACAAACCGAGGAAGGAAAGAAGAAAAUUGGAAAAAGCGGCCCCUAAACGAGGUGAAAUUAAUCCUAGACCAAGAUAUGAAUUUGUCAACAUAAUAAAGAGAAGAAAAAAAGGUAUUGUAAAUGGUGAAGAGCAAAAAUAUUCCAAAAAUCAACCUAAUCUUGGCAAAACUGCUAAUGACAUAAUAAAAAAAGAUAAAAUGUCGCCAGCUCAACAAGGAACCGCGUACUCCGCUUCUGCCACGUACUCUUCUAUGAUUUACCUCAAUUCUAAUUAA
Zophobas morio is the source of this 1734-nucleotide messenger RNA. RefSeq names its product probable ATP-dependent RNA helicase DDX52. The coding region runs from base 1 to 1734 and encodes 577 amino acids. Gene Ontology annotation, biological process: maturation of SSU-rRNA. The transcript is spliced from 11 exons. Gene Ontology annotation, molecular function: ATP binding; RNA helicase activity; nucleic acid binding. NCBI's taxonomy places the organism in Eukaryota, Metazoa, Arthropoda, Insecta, Coleoptera, Tenebrionidae. The record is from RefSeq and is a predicted model, not a curated record.